Messenger RNA from Ramularia collo-cygni, 657 nucleotides. RefSeq names its product related to thymidylate kinase. Gene Ontology annotation, cellular component: cytosol; nucleus; cytoplasm. Gene Ontology annotation, molecular function: ATP binding; dTMP kinase activity. The transcript has a single exon. Gene Ontology annotation, biological process: dTTP biosynthetic process; dTDP biosynthetic process; dUDP biosynthetic process. The coding region runs from base 1 to 657 and encodes 218 amino acids. NCBI's taxonomy places the organism in Eukaryota, Fungi, Ascomycota, Dothideomycetes, Mycosphaerellales, Mycosphaerellaceae. The record is from RefSeq and is a predicted model, not a curated record.
AUGGCUCAACGCGGCCAUCUGAUCGUCUUUGAAGGCCUCGAUCGAUCUGGGAAGAGUACGCAGUGUACCAGACUUGUCGAGCAUCUUCGCUCUCAAGGCAAAGAUGUUUUUCAUCAGCGCUUUCCCGAUAGAAAUACAGUUAUUGGACAGAUGAUCAAUGGCUAUCUCAGUGGAGCUACUCAACAGGAAGAUCACGCUAUUCACCUGCUGUUCUCAGCGAACCGCUGGGAGGCUGCAGAGUCUAUCAGAAAACAUAUCGAGGCUGGCACCACAGUCGUGGUGGACAGAUAUUACUAUUCUGGGUGCGUUUACUCGGCUGCUAAGCAAAAUCCAACCAUGGAUCUGGCAUGGUGUCGACAUCCUGAGAUUGGUCUGCCGAGACCAGAUCUCUGUAUUUUCCUGGACAUUUCAGCUGAGGGUGCAGCGAAUCGGGGUGGAUUUGGAACAGAAAGAUAUGAGAAGCAGGAAAUGCAAGAUCGAGUGAGAGAACUGUUCAAGGAAAUGAGGACGCAUCAGGAUGAAGGCGAAGACAUUGUGGUUGUCGACGCCGGUGGGAAUGUGGCAGAAGUGGAGGAGGCUAUCCAUGGUGUCAUUCAACAGCGGCUGGAUGGCGUUGGAGCGCAAUCAAGGACAUUGCGGACGAUCCAGCCGUGGUGA